Molecule: messenger RNA, 1068 nt
Organism: Dissoconium aciculare CBS 342.82
Lineage: Eukaryota; Fungi; Ascomycota; Dothideomycetes; Mycosphaerellales; Dissoconiaceae
Exons: 1
Coding region: 1-1068 (355 amino acids)
Source: RefSeq, a predicted model, not a curated record
AUGCAUUCGCAGAAAUCUCAGCCACUACCUCCCGACCAUGGCUCUCAAGUCACCGUCGCCCAUGGAAAACAUAAUCGACUGUCGACGGACGCUAACGAGUUCACGUCACCGAUACACCACCAUACGAGAGCAAUCACCGCAAUUGAGUCAUCAGCUGAAGAAUCAUUGAGUGUUGCCGAUGUCCCUACACAAUCGAAACACAAUGUCAUAGUAUCGAACCACCGGCAAGACCUAUUCACGCCACUGCCGGCGGAGGUUCGCAAUCGAAUUUACGAGCUCUGUCUAACUGAACAGCCUAUUGGCAUUCGUGAGAGUCGCUAUACACACUAUCCGGUCUACAUUGGAAGCAUAGCCAAGUGGACGGAGCCAGCCCUUCUGCAGACAUCAAAAUUCAUUCGUGAUGAAGCAACGAGACUAUACUAUGCCAACAAUACCGUCACCAUUCAUCUGAAGACCUCUGAGUUUCCCUCUGCAUGCCGCUGGCUCACGAGUAUUUCCCGACGUUGUGGCGCGCGGCCGUUCCGAUUUUUCCGCUUCAUGGUCAUGUAUCCGCGAUGGGACGACCUUGCAGGAUUCCAGAGCCUGGCUCGCUUAUACUUCGAUACUACUCUCGAACUCGCAAAUCCCGAAAUCGCCGAUAUUGAACUCGCCAAUAUCAGAUGGGCCCAGAACAUCUUGGCUUUAAAAGAAGGUGAUCCGGACGAUAUCAAGCUCGCUACAACACCAGUCUUCGAUUCAUUUGGUAAUCGGGUCAAUAUCUUUCCUGAAAGAUGGCCGAUGCGCGUAUUUCGUCGUUGCAGCAUGUUUCUGGGUGCCGUUCAACAAUUCACUGUCAUGCUUUUGGCGUUGCAGGACGCAUUGGAAUUAGGUCGGAAAGCGCGACAAAUGAAGUGGCCGCGCGCUCGCUUCGAGCUGGAGCUGGCUACAUGGCUUGAAGACAAGGAGUCUACGACACAGGUCAGAAGUGCGAAAGCUCAGAGGGCAGGAAGGAGGAAGAAGUCGGAGGCAGAAGCGGACAAGAAAGCAGCGAGGGAAAGGGGAUUUGCUGCACUUUUAGGAAGGACGUAA